This is a messenger RNA of Poeciliopsis prolifica (blackstripe livebearer), 2202 nucleotides long. It is a transcript of the gene bub3, whose product is annotated as BUB3 mitotic checkpoint protein. The transcript is spliced from 8 exons. Gene Ontology annotation, biological process: mitotic spindle assembly checkpoint signaling. The record is from RefSeq and is a predicted model, not a curated record. Gene Ontology annotation, cellular component: bub1-bub3 complex; mitotic checkpoint complex; kinetochore. Bases 162 to 1142 code for a protein of 326 amino acids. Lineage: Eukaryota; Metazoa; Chordata; Actinopteri; Cyprinodontiformes; Poeciliidae. Gene Ontology annotation, molecular function: ubiquitin binding.
AUAUUGUUCCUUGUGCUAGCAAGCGAACUAGCUACACGCGACUGCCUCGGUUUCUAGCAUUUUCUAACUGUAUUUAAAAAAAUCAUUUGGUCUGAGUAGUAAUACUUAGUCCUGCGAGACAUAUUACCCAGUCGCGCUUGUAAAACACGAAACUGGAAGCGAUGACAGGCUGUAAUGAGUACAAGCUAAACCAGGGGCCAGAAGACAGCAUCUCUGCUGUGAAGUUCAGCCCCAGUACUGCCCAGUUUCUCUUGGUUUCCUCAUGGGACUGCACUGUACGCCUCUACGAUGUGGGAGGAAACACAAUGAGGAUGAAGUACCAGCACACAGCUCCUGUUCUUGAUUGUGCUUUUUAUGACCCGACACAUUCUUGGAGUGGAGGUUUAGAUUCCCAGUUAAAGACUCAUGACUUGAACACAGAUCAAGAUACAAUAGUGGGAACACAUGAUGCUCCCAUUCGUUGUGUGGAAUAUUGCCCAGAGGUUAACGUCAUGGUAACGGGCAGCUGGGAUAGAUCAGUACGACUGUGGGACCCGCGGACGCCUUGCAACGCUGGCACCUUCACUCAGCCUGACAAGGUUUACACCCUCUCUGUGGCCGGAGACAGGCUGAUUGUUGGCACAGCAGGAAGACGGGUGUUGGUGUGGGAUUUGCGGAAUAUGGGUUACGUACAGCAGAGAAGAGAAUCCAGCCUCAAGUAUCAAACCCGUUGCAUCAGAGCCUUCCCCAACAAACAGGGCUAUGUGUUGAGUUCAAUCGAAGGCCGAGUAGCUGUGGAGUACUUGGAUCCGAGCCAGGAGGUUCAGAAGAAGAAAUAUGCCUUUAAGUGCCAUCGGCUAAAGGAGGAAGGAAUUGAACACGUCUACCCUGUCAAUGCCAUUUCUUUUCACAGUGUUCACAACACUUUUGCUACAGGUGGCUCUGACGGCUUUGUGAAUAUCUGGGAUCCAUUCAACAAAAAGCGCCUGUGUCAGUUCCACCGCUACCCAACUAGCAUUGCUUCCCUGGCUUUCAGCAACGACGGCACCAUGCUUGCCAUUGCCUCGUCCUACAUGCACGAGAAAGGAGACAUCAGCCACCCAGAGGACGCCAUCUUUAUCCGUCAGGUCACAGAUGCUGAGACGAAGCCCAAGUCAACUUAAACCUGAAGCGUACUGGACUCCUUCACCAUUUCUGUUGGCAUCCUGUGCUUUAUCACAACUGCUUGUGAUGUAUGUUUGCUAUAACCUGCUUGGUAAAUAUUUCUUUGUUUCUUGUAUUGUCUAGUAUUUUCUUCAGCGAAGCUGAUUUAAACUUAAAUACACCAUCUUGAGCUCAUUUUCCUACAUUUAAAGUUCAUAAUUUAACAUCAAGCUUUUUCUGUCCUUUACUCCUUGUUUUGUCACUGAUUCAUGGGUUAAGUUUAAGUAUGAAUGAAAAUAAAACCUUUUCAUAAACUUUGAGCAUGAAUUCAAUCCUUUCUUUACCUUUUGUCGCAUACCAGGAAGAGAACAUGAGAUGUGCUAGGAAUGUGUCAAAGCAGUAGUUUUACUUCUGAUGAUGUGUCGAGACAAAGUGGGGAUUCUGUGGUUAUGCUGGGGGCUACACUUGCCCAAGACAGUGACCUGUGCUGAUAAUCAUCACAGUUUUGUGAUCCAAGGAAAAUUCUUGUUUGUUAUUUGGCAAACUGGUAGAAAACCACUAAACUGACUCUCCUGGCAUGCUGGCAACUUGCCAACAUGGAAGAAUGUUAACUAAAUCAGAAAGCAUCCUGAGAUUAUUCUAAGACCUUUAUGACCUCAAUGAUGGUGUUCAAAUUUCUAAAUCCACUUAAAAGUUUUAAUGCGCAUCAUGUAUGAAUUUGUCCAAAUAUGUCUAGAUUUUACAGGUUCAUUGAUGUUUUGGAAAUGUUUUUUCUGCUUUCUGGAAAUGAUUGGUUUGGUAAAAUUAUUGAGCACAUUUCUGUGACUAUCUGAAAAAGGCCAGCCUUUGACAUCUGACUAUAGCUUGAUAUGAAGUGGCUUUCAUUUUAGACCGUAAUUACAGCCACUGAGGCAGAUGCAGGAUAGCGGGGAGUUUAUUGGGGUUAAAGUGAAUUAUUUCUUUUCCUGUCAUCUCUGGCUGCUGCUGAAUUGCGAAGUUGCAUUCGGGAGAACAUAUCAAACCUGUUGGAGCUUGUCUAUUUUGUGCUUGCUUUUGGAAAUAAAAGUAAUUUAGAUUUUA